Messenger RNA from Saccharomyces kudriavzevii IFO 1802, 912 nucleotides. RefSeq names its product short-chain dehydrogenase/reductase. Bases 1 to 912 code for a protein of 303 amino acids. The transcript has a single exon. The record is from RefSeq and is a predicted model, not a curated record. NCBI's taxonomy places the organism in Eukaryota, Fungi, Ascomycota, Saccharomycetes, Saccharomycetales, Saccharomycetaceae. Gene Ontology annotation, molecular function: oxidoreductase activity, acting on the CH-OH group of donors, NAD or NADP as acceptor.
AUGAUCUGCAAGAAUGAAAUACAUAAGCCCAGUGGAACAACAAAAUGUUUUAAGGAUUUUCCAACAGUCAUCUUAAGCCUGCCAAGCUACAACCAUUCCAUCCUUUCUAUUCGUGCAACUGUCCUGGUAACUGGCGGUUCUAGUGGGCUUGGGUUAGAACUUGCCAAGGAACUUGCGAAGAAAGCUGGUAAAGUUAUUGUAGCAGAUAUUCAACCGUUACCUGCUUCUAUUGCAAAAGAAUUUGAAAAUAUUUUCUACUAUCAAUGUGAUGUAUCAAGUUUAGAUGAUAUCAAAGGAUUAAAGAGAGCUAUUAAGAAAGAUCACGGAAAUGUUAAUAUCCUUAUAAAUAACGCGGGAGUAGCUCAUAUCAAAAAGCUGGAAAAUAUGACAAAUAGUGAGGUGAAAGAAUUAAUUGACAUAAACUUAAUUGGUGCUUAUAGAAUCAUAAACACAUUUGCAGCAGAUAUGAUAGUCAAUGGAGAAGGCUUUAUAAUCGAUAUUGCCUCAGUACUCGGGGAACUAACGCCUGCAAGGCUGACUUCGUAUGGCGCAUCAAAAGGCGCCAUGAUUGGUCUCCACAAGAGUAUGUGCAAGCAUUUCAAAAAUUUGCGUACAGGGUAUAAUAAACCUGGUAUAAAAACAUUACUAGUGUGCCCUGGAAAAAUUCGAACAACUAUGUUCGUAGACGUCCCUACACCAUCCAAAUUUUUAGCUCCUGAUAUUGUACCUUCACAACUCGCGCUUGCAAUAAUUUCUGCUAUGGAACAUAAUCAUCUGGAAACACUGAACUCCCCCUAUUAUGUAAAUAUGGUUCCCUUUUUCAAAUCUUUGAGUUGGCCAUACAGACACCUCCUAAAACAUUUUAGCGGGAUGAAUCACGUAACAUCUAUACAGCCAACGACUAGUGCAUGA